AUGAAGAGUCCUACAAAGAGGGGGCUCCAAGUCGUCAACUCUUCCCCGCCCUCCUCUUCUUCCCCCGCGUUGUUACCGGGCUCAAACUGGGGAACUACCAGUAACCGCUCCGCCCGACUCCCGGAUAUCUCGAAACAGAUCAUCGGACGAAUCCCCUCAAAGCAAAAGGAGCUCUUUGUAAACUACUCAAAGAAAACCAAGGACAACGUACAAAGUUCGCUCAAACUCCUCAUUCGACGUGCCAAUGAUACCCCACGGACUCCCGGGGCCCGUCCAAACCCCGAACCUCAAAAGACACAGAACCCCGGUCCCUCAGAUCCACCUCCCAACGGCCUGACCGCUGAAGAAAAAACUCGGCAGACACGAUCGGCAUUCCCCCGAACGAGCCGGGUUGCGACAUAUCCGCACCCCGUCCGUACACGGCCAACUUCAAAGACCAUCCGUCAUUACUCCCCUAAUCAAAGUGUGAACCCGGCGCAAAUCCAUCAAUCCUGCCCCCCCGCCACCGCUUACAUGAACCACAUCAUCGUGCAUAAAAAGGCUGGCCGUCCCUCGCCCUACUUUAGUACGCUUCCCCUCAUCACAAGCAAAUUCAUGGGCCACAUCAUCCACCAGGAGAGAGAACACAUGUAUACCGCCCCGAUCCUUGGUGAUGGUCUUGAAACCAUCGCUUCCAACUUUGUGAGCAUCGACCAGGCUUCCCAUAAAGCAAAGCCGCCAGUCGUUACCAAGCUCGGGUAUCUCGUCCACACGCAUAUCCGCCAACCGUUGCCUCAGUUCCUUGACCCGCUUCCAUAUACAUGCGUGCAGGCCCACUGUCCGUCUGUCUCAAACGCCGAGAGAGCGACACAUUACUAUCCACCACUGAAUCCAUCAUCCCGGAAUGAGUGGGUAUCUCAUUGA
Molecule: messenger RNA, 903 nt
Organism: Colletotrichum lupini
Lineage: Eukaryota; Fungi; Ascomycota; Sordariomycetes; Glomerellales; Glomerellaceae
Exons: 6
Coding region: 1-903 (300 amino acids)
Source: RefSeq, a predicted model, not a curated record